Messenger RNA from Closterium sp. NIES-65, 1383 nucleotides. NCBI's taxonomy places the organism in Eukaryota, Viridiplantae, Streptophyta, Zygnematophyceae, Desmidiales, Closteriaceae. The record is from the annotation of a GenBank genome assembly.
AUGGCGGCACGUUCUGAGAGCUCUCAAAAUGCACCAGGAGCGUCGCACCAUCUAGAAAAGGAGGUUCGGCUCGAGCCAGACGCCGAGGCUGUCGAGGAGAUUCUAGAAGAUGACGCGGAAGAUGCGGAGAAGAAUCGCGAAACUACGCGGAAAGAGCGACGAGGGGAAGCGGAGGCGGCAAGGGAGACUGGUGGGAGGGAAGGUGGAGACGAGGUGGGGCAAGGGGAGGAAGGGGAGGAAGAGGAGGAAGAGGAGGAUUGGGAAAUGGAGGAGCAUCUAACGAUCGGUGAUAUAAUGAAUCGGGCAAUUGCGGAGCAAGCGUUCCCGGGAGGAACAGUGGCGUUUGGCUCAUUCGAGGGCCCUGUUUUCCACGCCUCCUUCGGCACUUAUACUUAUGAUUGCAACAGACCCAUCACCUCAGACUCGCUCUGGGACCUCGCCUCUCUAACCAAGAUCAUGGCCACUGUCCCUGCUGCAAUGAUUCUCUACGAGAAAGGUCUAUUGGACUUACAAGCCCCAGUGCAUCGCUACCUACCUGCGUUCGGAGCAAACGGCAAGCAUGUGGUGACGGUGCAGAUGCUGCUGACUCACACCGCUGGGCUGAGGGAGUUCCACCCCUUCUUCGCCCUCCAGCUCUCCACUCGUCAGCAGGUGAUUGACUUUAUAAUGGCGGACCAUCUCUGGUAUCCCCCUAUAGUCACAACCCGCUACAGCGACCUCUCCAUGAUCGUGCUGGCGCUCGUGAUCGAGCGAAUCACAGGCUGCCACCUCAGCACGUUCGUGCACCGGGAGAUCUUCAGCCGGCUGGGCAUGACAAGCACAGCGUUUCGACCAAUCCCAGGGCAUCACGGCAGCACGUUCCGACCAAUCGGGGACUCAGGAGGAGUUGAUCCGCGUGUGGUCCCUACAGAGGUGGAUUCUCUGCAUCGCAAGAAGCUGCUGUGGGGAGAAGUGCACGAUCCCACGGCAUGGAUCAUGGGGGGUGUGGCGGGUCAUGCAGGGCUGUUCUCGACCAUUCUUGACGUCACCAAGUUUGCGCGCUGUAUGCUUGCAGGGGGCACGGACCCUACCACAGGGCAUCAGCUCGUGUCAUCACGAACUCUCCACGUCUCAACAUCCCUCUUUGUUGCUCUUCCCCUCUCCGACUCUCUCAGGUGGGAUGUGGCCAGCAGAAGGGGCAAGGAUGGGUACACAUCAGCAGGCCGAUUCAUGGGCCCACGCACCUUUGGCCACACCGGCUUUACUGGUGAGACAUUGUGGUAUGAAGCAGAUGCUCUUUAUAUUCUUGAAAAAACACCCACGUCGGUGGGUAGAUUCAUGGGCCCACGCACCUUUGGCCACACCGGCUUUACUGGACACCCCAACGGCCCUCACCGUUCGUGA